Messenger RNA from Haemonchus placei, 387 nucleotides. The record is from the annotation of a GenBank genome assembly. Lineage: Eukaryota; Metazoa; Nematoda; Chromadorea; Rhabditida; Trichostrongylidae.
AGAGUGAACGACAGUGAUCCGUUCUGGAACCAUAGCUGGGAUGAGUACAAAAAUGGCUUUGGAAAAGUGGGAUCGAACACCACAUUCUGGUUGGGUAACGAGCUUCUUCAUCAGCUCACUUACAAGGAUCCCAAAGUGACUCUGAGAGUGGAAAUGAGAGGCGACAGAACAAAGAACUCGAAAAAUCCCAAAGGAUUCUGGUGGAAUCACUAUUUCAAAUUCCGGGUUGGAUCAGAAGCAACCGACUAUACGCUUGAGAGACUUCACGUGGAUAAGCGAAAGAUUCAAGGUAACGCGUCGACAGGAUGGUAUGACAUGACGCGCUCCGUUGGAGCGAAAUUCUCAACCGUUGACAAGAUCAAUGACCCAAGACCUGAUUGCGUUACG